CGCUUCGGCUUUCGCUUGCCUCAUUCCACCGCGAACCUUCAACCAAACCAGUACAAAAAGUUCUCCGCAGCUCGCUCGUGUUUGUGUGCGUGCGUUUGCCCUCCUUCUACAGCAAGCCAAGAAGAAAAUUAGUGAAUUUUACUGCUGAACUCGCGCGAGUGAGCAAGGGUGAAAAAGUUUUAUUUUUCGUGACGCUCUCAAGGCAAAAAGCAACACACAGCCAUGUCUGAGGAUGAGUCCAAGAUCACUUCCGAGGAGGAGGAGCAGGAGGACGAGCCCGAGGUGAAGACCCCCAAGGGAAAGCGCGGCCGACCGGCGAAGGGAGCCGCCAAGACGCCCACCCCCAAGAAGGCCGGCAAGAAGGAGGUUGAUGAGGAACAGUCGGAGCAGCUUCAGCAGCACGCGGUGGAGGAGGAGGUCGGAUUGCCCACACCGGAGGUUCAGAUCGUCGUCAGCGACGAGGAUUGCUUCGAGCAGCAACAGGGCCAACCUGAGCCACAACAGUUUGAGUUCAAGGCACCGUUACCAGUGGAGUGCUUCCAGCAGCAAUCGAUUCCACUGGAGGCAGGCUUCCCAGUGGCACAACCUCCUGACCCGUUCCAGCUUCCUCAGGCACCGCAACCCGUCGAAGACGGCGAGUUCCAGCCUUCGCAGAACUUCCAAUUUGCGGCGUCCGAUUUCGAUUUCCUCCUGUCGAAAGGCAACAACUCUCCCAACUCUGGCCAGGCGGACGAAGUCCCGCGAGAUUCACUGCUGCUACGGUUCGACCCGCUGCUGAAGGCUCCGGUCGUGGCUCGACUGAGCACCACCAAGGAAGAGGAACCCCAGGAAGAACUCGGCGGCUUCGGCGGAGGUCUCGUAGAACUCUGUCAGCCGCUCGUCCAAACUGCUCCCGCCGUCGAGGAAGAACACAACCAGCAGCCACAACAGCAACCGCAGCAACUCGUCUACGACGACCACAACGAGCAGCAGGACGUGGGCGAAGGCGUACUGUUGACGGCGCUCGAGGCCAGCGGGUUUAUUGCCGUCUCGCCAACGCCUUCCAAUCGCAGCUCGACGGGCUCGACUGCGAACAUCGUCGACGCCAUGGACGAGGGCGGAGAGGAGUACAAAGCUCAGCAGCAGCAGCCGCACUGCGCAGAUGAAGAAGCAGAAGACGAAAAAAUGAGCGUUGACAAUACGAUGAUACUGGACUACGGCGGUGGUGGAGAUGGUGGUGACGGUGACAGCGGUGCCAACAAUAUUACGACAGAUCGAAACAUGAGCUUCGCCGAGACGGACCAGGAUUUCAAUGGCGGCGGCGGCAUCGGUCCCGAGCUGGACAAAAAAAGCAAAAACGAAUCCCUCAAGAUCGAAGAGCUGGAGCGGAAGCUGGCCGAGGCGGAACAGCGCGAGGAGCAGCUGCUGAAGCGGAUCACCGACAAGGACAAAACCAUCUCCAAGAUGAGCGGCGUCGUCGAGGCGUACGAGCGGGCCAUCGCGGAACUUAUCGCCGAGAAGGAGCAAACCACCCAAAACUACGAGAAAACCUGCGAGGCGCUCAAAACCGACAGCGACAUCAACGCUCAGCAUCUCGAAUCGCUCGAGAAAACCUUCUCCGACCUGCACGCCAAGUACGAGCGCAUGAAAAUCAUCACCGCCGAGUACAAGGAGCGCGAGGAGGAACUGGUCAACGAGCGGAACCGCUUCGAGGAGAGCCUCCGGAUGCAGGAGAAGCGCUACGAAAACAUGAAAGGCCACGCCAUGACCCAGCUCGAGACGGCCAACAACAAGCUGUCCGAGCUCGUCCGGAACCAUGCCCAGGAGGUGACCAAGCUGAAGGCCCUCCUCAAGAAGGAGGAAAUCUACCGCGCCUCGGUCAACGAGCAGCUGAGUCAGAAGGCGCGCGAGAACGAGGAGCUGGUCAAGAUCUGCGAGGAGCUCAUCAACGGGGGCGCCAACUAGGAAGUUACGAGAUGAUUACAACUUAUUUAAUGAAAAACUAUUAAACAAUGUACCAUAAAACAUUGAAGCAGCAGCAACAGUGAAGCUUAAUACACGUGUUAAACUCUUUCAACCCCA
Messenger RNA from Culex quinquefasciatus (southern house mosquito), 2061 nucleotides. RefSeq names its product transforming acidic coiled-coil-containing protein 2 (gene tacc). The record is from RefSeq and is a predicted model, not a curated record. Gene Ontology annotation, cellular component: cytoplasm. Gene Ontology annotation, biological process: mitotic spindle organization; cell population proliferation; cerebral cortex development. The transcript is spliced from 3 exons. Bases 223 to 1944 code for a protein of 573 amino acids. Lineage: Eukaryota; Metazoa; Arthropoda; Insecta; Diptera; Culicidae.